AUGUAUGUGGUUCAUUUUCCUUCAGUGUAUCAAAAAGACACCAUGGAAUCAGGGAACCACACAUUGGUGUCAGAAUUUGUCUUCCUGGGUCUCUCAAAGACUUGGGAGCUCCAGCUUUUCCUGUUCCUGGUGUUUCUGUUUGUCUAUACCACCACUGUUUUGGGAAAUCUCCUCAUCGUGGUCACAGUGACCUCAGACUCACAGCUUCGCACUCCCAUGUACUUUCUGCUUCGAAAUCUGGCUGUCUUAGACCUCUGUUUCUCCUCAGUCACUGCCCCAAAGAUGCUGGUGGACCUCCUCUCUGAGAAGAAGACCAUCUCCUACCAGGGCUGCAUGGCCCAGAUUUUCUUCUUCCACUUUCUGGGAGGUGCCAUGGUCUUCUUCCUUUUGGUGAUGGCCUAUGACCGCCUUGUUGCCAUCUCCCGGCCUCUCCACUAUGUCACCAUCAUGAGCACUCAGCUCUGUGUGGGGCUGGUAGUGACAGUGUGGAUGGUAGGUUUCGUCCACUCCAUUACCCAGCUGGUUCUGAUGCUCCCGCUGCCUUUCUGCGGCCCCAAUGUCCUGGAUAACUUCUACUGUGAUGUCCCACAGGUGCUGAGACUUGCCUGUACUGACACCUCCAUCUUAGAGCUCCUCAUGAUCUGCAACAGUGGGUUGCUGGAUGUCAUCUUGUUCUUUCUCCUCCUGACCUCCUACUUGGUCAUCCUGGUGAUGCUGAGGUCCCACUCAGGACAGGCAAGGAAGAAGGCAGCUUCCACCUGCACCACCCACAUCAUUGUGGUGUCUAUGGUCUUCAUUCCAAGUAUUUACCUCUAUGCCCGGCCGUUCACCACCUUCUCCAUGGACAAGGCUGUGUCCAUCAGCCACACAGUCAUGACCCCCAUGCUCAACCCCAUGAUUUAUACCUUGAGGAACCAGGAGAUGCAGGCAGCAGUGAAGAGAUUAGGGAGACACUGA
Pteronotus mesoamericanus is the source of this 957-nucleotide messenger RNA. Its product is annotated as olfactory receptor 4D2-like. Gene Ontology annotation, biological process: G protein-coupled receptor signaling pathway. Gene Ontology annotation, molecular function: G protein-coupled receptor activity; olfactory receptor activity. The coding region runs from base 1 to 957 and encodes 318 amino acids. The transcript has a single exon. Lineage: Eukaryota; Metazoa; Chordata; Mammalia; Chiroptera; Mormoopidae. The record is from RefSeq and is a predicted model, not a curated record. Gene Ontology annotation, cellular component: plasma membrane.